GACUAAAGCAGAAGUGAGAAAUCAAGUUACAGAAUUAUUCUAAGGACCCUGGACUGCCACCACUUCCAGUUGUCUGAAGAAGAGUUUGUAACUUUAAUGGAUUCAUUCCCAUGGAAAUCCUGAGUGUUAAAAUAUUCAAUGAGACUAACUGAUGUUAGUUCUUGUCACCAUGGAGAUGUUACUUCGUGUCAAGUGUUUACAGCACCUAGCAAUUCCUGGAUCUGUGAGGUGUUUGCAUAAAGAUUAUAGAAGAGUAACUCCUCAAAAUUUCUCUGACUAUGAGUCCAUGAAACAGGACUUCAAAUUAGAGAUUCCAGAAUAUUUCAACUUUGCUAAAGAUGUCCUGGACCAGUGGACCAAUAUAGAAAAGGCUGGAAAGAAGCCUUCCAAUCCAGCCUUCUGGUGGAUCAGUGGAAAUGGAGAAGAGGUGAAGUGGAGCUUUGAGGAACUGGGGUCUUUGUCCAAGAAACUCGCCAAUAUACUUACAGAAGCCUGUUCACUGCAAAGGGGAGAUCGAGUCAUUGUGAUUCUGCCCAAGAUCCCAGAGUGGUGGCUUGCAAAUGUGGCCUGUCUGCGAACAGGAACAAUUUUAAUCCCAGGAACCCCUCAACUGACCCAGAAAGACAUCCUCUACAGACUGCAAUCUUCAAAAGCAAAGUGCAUUAUUACCAAUGAUGUUUUAGCCCCACUAGUAGAUGCUGUUGCCCCUAAGUGUGAACAUCUCCACUGCAAGCUAAUGGUGUCCAAGCACUCCAGAGAUGGGUGGGGGAACAUCAAGGAGAUGAUGAAACAUGCCAGUGAUAAUCAUACCUGUGUAAGAACAAAACACAAUGAGAUGAUGGCCAUUUUCUUUACCAGCGGAACAACUGGACUUCCUAAAAUGAUUGGACAUACCCAUAGCAGUUUUGGUUUAGGAUUAUCUGUAAAUGGAAGGUUCUGGCUGGAUUUGACACCCUCAGAUGUGAUGUGGAAUACCUCAGAUACAGGCUGGGCAAAGUCUGCAUGGAGUAGUGUUUUUUCUCCAUGGAUCCAAGGAGCAUGUGUAUUUGCACACCAUUUGCCCCGUUUUGAGUCAACUUCUAUCUUACAAACACUCUCUGAGUUUCCCAUCACAGUCUUCUGUUCAGCACCAACUGCAUACCGAAUGCUUGUACAGAAUGAUAUGACAAGCUACAAAUUCAAAAGCUUACAGCAUUGUGUGAGUGCAGGAGAGCCAAUCAAUCCUGAAGUGACAGAACAAUGGAAAAGCCGGACAGGCCUGGACAUCUAUAAUGGAUAUGGACAAACAGAAACGGUGCUAAUCUGUGGAAAUUUUAAGGGAAUGAAAAUUAAGCCUGGCUCAAUGGGAAAGGCUUCUCCUGCUUUUGAUGUUAAGAUUAUAGAUGAAAAUGGCAAUGCUCUACCUCCUGGAAAAGAAGGCGAUAUUGGGCUUCAAGUUCUACCUAACCGACCACUUGGUCUUUUUACUCAUUAUGUAGAUAAUCCUUCAAAGACAGCUUCAACUAUACGAGGCAAUUUCUAUAUAACUGGAGACAGAGGGUAUAUGGAUGAAGAUGGAUAUUUCUGGUUUGUUGCAAGAUCAGAUGAUAUCAUAUUAUCCUCAGGUUACCGAAUUGGGCCAUAUGAAGUAGAAAGUGUCUUGAUGGAGCAUCCUUCCGUUGCCGAGUCAGCUGUUGUCAGUAGCCCAGACCCUGUCAGAGGAGAGGUAGUAAAGGCUUUUGUUGUUCUGAAUCCUGAUUACAAGUCACAAGACCAAGAACAGCUAAAAGUAGAGAUCCAGGAGCAUGUAAAAAAGACCACAGCACCUUACAAAUAUCCCAGAAAGAUAGAAUUUAUUGAAGAGCUGCCAAAGACUAUCAGUGGGAAGAUAAAAAGAAGUGAACUGAGGAACAAAGAAUGGAAUACAACGUGAAUUCAUCAUAAUCAAAGAUUCUAUAACAUCUGUAGAAACCACAAGAUUAUGAAGAGGUCAUAGAAAUGUUGUCUGUGUAUUUCUAAACUGUGUAUUCUAAAAUUAUUUUGAUACCAGAGGCUGCAUUUGUAAAUCAGCACCCACUAAAUCCUUUUGCAUUAGUGUCAAUGUUCCUGUAGUUUGGUGACAAAAAAAAGAUCACAGAGGAAUUGUGUGUGUGUGUGUGUGGUGUAUUAGGGCUUAAAUUAAAAGCUUUAUGCUUACUGGACAGGCACUCUCUCACUUGAGCCAUACUCUAUCCCUUUUUGCUCUGACAAUUUAAGACAGGGUCUCCAUUUUUGCCUGGACUGAUCUGGACCACAAUAUUCCUAUUUGUCCUUCCCACUCUCAUUGGGAUGGCUGGCACAUCCACUAUAUCUAGCUUUUCUGUUGGGAUGGGGUGUAAACAGUUGUGUUUGGGCUGACUUGGAACCAUUCUCCUGAUUGCAGAACCCCAUCAGGCACGCCCCCCACCCCUCCACACACACAUAUACACCUGUGCCAAGCUAUUGGUUAAGAUUGAGAUCUUGAACUUUUUGUCCAGGCUGACCUCAAUCUACAAGCUUCCCUAUUUCCACCUUCCAAUGAGCCAUCAGCAGCCAGCCUAGAAUUGUAAAAUCUAGAACACAGAAACCGUUUCCAAAUCAAAUCUCUGAUCCAUUUGUUUUUUAGACCUUAAUUGUUCAAGUAUGUUGAUAAACAGAUUAAUCUUUAAGCCUUGAAAUAAAACUUAAUACAAGUUUCUAGAAAAAUAAACAAUUUCAUAAGCUUAUAAUUCUCA
Molecule: messenger RNA, 2732 nt
Organism: Dipodomys spectabilis (banner-tailed kangaroo rat)
Lineage: Eukaryota; Metazoa; Chordata; Mammalia; Rodentia; Heteromyidae
Gene: Acsm3
Product: acyl-CoA synthetase medium chain family member 3
Exons: 14
Coding region: 152-1912 (586 amino acids)
Biological process (GO): acyl-CoA metabolic process; fatty acid biosynthetic process
Cellular component (GO): mitochondrial matrix
Molecular function (GO): fatty-acyl-CoA synthase activity; fatty acid ligase activity
Source: RefSeq, a predicted model, not a curated record